Messenger RNA from Moneuplotes crassus, 1328 nucleotides. NCBI's taxonomy places the organism in Eukaryota, Ciliophora, Spirotrichea, Euplotida, Euplotidae. The record is from the annotation of a GenBank genome assembly.
UGAACAUUAGAUGUUUUUGAAACCAAAACAGACUAGAAAUAAGGGGUUUGAGGGAGGUAAUUGCCCUCGUUUUGCACCUUCCAGGCUUCUGAGGAGAAAGGCUGGAUUUAGGCUGGGUGGGCAGAAUUUGAGCCAGGAGAGAUCUUGAGGUAAGGCUAUGGAGGACAAGAAAGUUCAAGAAAUUAAAUAAACAAGAAGAAAAUUUGAAGUUUAUUGACUCAUUACUUUAUAAUAACGAGAGGAGGAAUAAACCUACUGUUAAUAAGUAUGAUGCUCGAGAAGAUAUCUUUAAAUUCAUGAUUGCUAAGGAAAAGAUCUUGUCCUCCCUUCAUGACAUCAAGACGAAAAGCGUUGUUAAUACUAAACUAAACUCGAAUGGGUUUCAAUACAGCCUUAACGAAGAAAAUAUUGCUCAAAAUAUUCAAGAUAUUCACCCUCCAAUUGGAAAGGUAGAAGAAGAAAUAAUAGGAAUGUUUCAUUUCAGAGAGAAUCUUCUGCAGAAGGCUCCUGGCAACUUCAGUCUAUCUUCCACACACCAUGAUAUCCGAUUUGAGAAGACAACGCCUCAUAAUCCUUUAGCUACUAAUGAUCAUUUUUAUUUUCCAAAGAAAUAAAGAGCAUAGUUCCACUAAAAGGCCGAUUUCUAAGGGAAGUUUCUGAGGUAAGAAAGUAAGGCAUCCUUGCUUCCGUAAUGCUGCCUCUCGGAGAUAUCGAAACCGAAGUAAAGUGCCGAAAUCAAUGAAGAUAGAAUAUACCAAAUAAAAUCGAUAGAACUGAUAUGAAUAAUACUUCUGAAAUUUCAAAAGUGUUCAAGGACAAAUUCUUGAAUUUUAUUGAUCCAGUGAGAACAAAGGACCUCAAUUUUUUGUCAACUCCUAAUUCUCCCUCCCUCAAGUCAAGAAGGAAGCUAGAGAACUUGAAAUCAAGAAGUGUGAGAAGGCCUGGAACUAUGGGAAAGGUCAAUGGUGUAUCAUAUAUGUCUUCUAAUAGAGCAAGCAACUUUGAAAUGCCAAAGAAGUCCCAAAAGAUCAACCUGUCUACUUAUAGUAAUUUCAGGAGCAACAUUGAGCAGCCAAAAGAAGUCCCAAAUCUCGAGAAUGAUGAAGACAUGAAAAAUAUUCCCCAGCAUUUAUUUAAUUUUAUGAGGAAUGCUUCUAAAGAACUACUUAAAAAUAAUUCUGAAUUAAACUCUCAAGAUGAUUCUAAUGAAAUUGAGAGCCAAGAAUCUAGUGAGCCCGUAAUCACAAUCCAGAAGAGAUAUGGCAAUCCAAGUUAGAAAUGAGGAGCUUGCAAUGUACUAUCGGCAUACCAUUUCUAAGAAUAAUUUC